AUGGCAAAGCAAGCACAUGUGCUAGUUAUACCAGCCUCAGUACAGGGCCAUGUCACGCCCCUCAUGGAGUUGUCUCAGAGCCUGGCUAUUCGUGGGAUCAAGGUUACAUUUGUUACUGAAGAAUCAGUGAAAGAAAGAAUAAUGGCUGCAUUUCCCAAUAAGGGUAGCAUGCACAGCCUCAUUCAUCUGGCUUCUAUCCCGGAUGGGGCGAAAUUCGGAGAUGACACCAAAGAAAUUGAUGCUGCCAGAAAAGUAAUGCCGGGUUAUUUAGAGAACUUGAUUAGGAAGAUCAAUGAAGAAUCAGACAACAACAACAAGAUCAAUUGUUUCAUCGCAUCAGCAGCAUUGAAGUGGGCGAUGGAAGUUGCUGAGAAGAUGGGAAUCAAGCGAGCAGUGUUUAGCACAACCUCGGUCGGAGUUCUAGCCUUGUUACUUCACAUUCCUAAGCUUAUUCAGGCUGGAAUCAUUAAUGAAAGCGGAACUGCUUUGAAGAAUGAGAUGAUUCAGUUGUCUCCAAACGCGCCAGCCAUUAGCACAGCUGAUUUGUUGUGGAAUUGCACAGAGGAUCCAACCAUGCAAAGUAUCAUUUUCAAAGCAGCAUUGGAUACGAAAAAUGUUGCCAAACUUUGUGACUGGAUUCUUUGCAACUCAUUUUACGAGCUGGAGCCAUGGUUCUGUGACUUGAUUCCGAACAGCCUUCCUGUAGGUCCACUGCUUUCAGACGUCAUACCUGGGGGAACAAUCGGAAGCCUCUGGCAGGAGGAUUCCACCUGCAUAAGCUGGCUAGACCAGCAACCUGCCCGCUCCGUCAUUUAUGUUGCCUUUGGAAGCUUUGCAACAUUCAGCCAGAGCCAAUUUGAUGAACUAGCAGCUGGGCUCCAGCUUGCGUCUGAGCCAUUCUUAUGGGUUAUUCGGUCAGAUUUCAUGAAGGGGUCUAACAGAAACCAAGAUGAAUUUAGGGAUGGAGUAGCUCAUUGUGGAAAGAUAGUGAGUUGGGCUCCUCAACAAAAGGUUCUGGGUCACGCUUCUGUUGCCUGUUUCAUAAGCCAUUGUGGUUGGAACUCGAUAAUGGAUGGUUUAAGCAUGGGGGUUCCCUUUCUAUGUUGGCCUCAGUUUGCCGAUCAGUUCUUUAACAAACACUUGAUUUGUGACGUUUGGAGGGUUGGUUUAGAUUUGGAGGUAGACGAAAAUAACAUAGUAUCAAGAGACGAAAUCAAGAGUAAGGUGAAGAAAUUGCUUGCUGAUGAAAGUAUAAAAGUAAAGGCUUCGGAGUUGAAAGAAAUGUCUUGGAAGGCCGGCAACCAAGGUGGCACUUCUUUCAGUAACCUUGAAGACUUUGUUGAACAGAUCAAGUGUUUGAUGUAA
Molecule: messenger RNA, 1365 nt
Organism: Nelumbo nucifera (sacred lotus)
Lineage: Eukaryota; Viridiplantae; Streptophyta; Magnoliopsida; Proteales; Nelumbonaceae
Product: UDP-glycosyltransferase 83A1-like
Molecular function (GO): quercetin 7-O-glucosyltransferase activity; quercetin 3-O-glucosyltransferase activity
Source: RefSeq, a predicted model, not a curated record